CUGACCAUGGUGGGAUGUUCCUUGGUCAUUGUAUACUUGACCAUUACAUCACCUUCCGGUCAUGUUCGGUCAGCUACACCGCAGAGGUCACAUUCUGGUCAUCUUGGGUCAACUACAGCGCAGAGGUCAUAUUCUGGUCAUCUUGGGUCAACUACACCGCAGAGGUCACAUUCUGGUCAUCUUGGGUCAACUACAGCGCAGAGGUCACAUUCUGGUCAUCUUGGGUCAACUACACCGCAGAGGUCACAUUCUGGUUAUCUUGGGUCAACUACACCGCAGAGGUCACAUUCUGGUUAUCUUGGGCCAACUCCAGCGCAGAGGUCAUAUUCUGGUCAUCUUGGAUCAACUACAGCGCAGAGGAAGUUUACCACCACCAGAAGGGCGUUUACAGAAAAGACACAAAAUUCAUCCUGUAAUUGCUCACGCAUACUGGAUGACCGGGAUUACGAUGGUGAUCGUCUUGAUUCUCUGGCUCAGAACUCGACAGCAUCUCCUCCUGAUUCAGGGAGUCAUCUCCUCUCACCGGCAGCUGCAAAUAAUACAAAUAAUACAUCUAUCCUUAGUAGUCUUUGGAGCUUUGAGAACAUUAACGACGAAGUACUGUUCCUAUAUGAGCAAAUACUCAAUAGGAAUAUUAGUGCAAACUAUACGAAUAUAGAAAUGUUCAGACAGGAGCUGGCGGCACAUCGGACCGAAUUAAAAGAAAGUUCGGCAAUUAUUCUCCAUCAGGAAAAUUGCGAGGUACGUGCAUCAUCCAGGAAAUUAAUAAGAACGUCAGCAGAACUAUACCGUCUACUACCGAAGAGUGAUCCAUUCGGACUACCCCAGAAGAAGAGAUAUCCCUCGUGUGCAAUCGUUGGAAACAGCGGUUCAAUACUCCACAGCGGUUGUGGAGGACGUAUUGAUGAACACGAUUUUGUUAUUAGAUGCAACUUGGCACCAUUGGCACCUUUCAAAGAAGACGCUGGUAUGAGAAGUGAUUAUAACACGAUGAACCCAAGUAUCUACUUCAAAAAAUAUGGAGCACUGAAGAAAAAUGCAUCCAUCAAACAGUAUAACCAAGACAUGUCACAAUACGGCGGUAUGCUGAGUAUCCCCUGCUUUGGUAUGUCACACUCUAACGAUGCAAGAGCGAUCCGUUCCUUUAAAGGAAAGAAACCGACAAUUGUGUGCAUGAACGGAAAGCACUUCAGUUCUGUCCGUGACUUCUGGAAGAAGAAAGGCGUGAUAGAUCGAAAUCCUUCUACAGGUUUCUACUUGGUUUCAAUGGCCAUACAGCUUUGUGAUGAAAUAGACCUCUACGGUUUUUGGCCGUUCUCUUCGCGACUUGGAAAUAACAAGACAAAUGUACCUUAUCAUUACUUUGACGGUAUGUCAGGUGUAAAGGCCGGAAGUUCCCACCAAAUGAACAAAGAAUUCAGCACUCUUCUCCAGCUCCAUGUUCUAGGCAUUUUAAAUUUAAAUGUCGGAUCGUGUAGUUAGUAUACAAAUAAUACACAGCAGUGAAGGCAUUAGUAAGAACUACCCACACAAGGGACUUUUGGAACAGUCUAACACGCCCGAGGCGGUAGCCGAGGGUGUUUGGACUACUUUGAAGGUACCAAGUGAGGGUAGUUUUACUAAUGCCCGAGUAAAAUGAUGUGUAUUAAUUGUUUUUUUUAUAAGAUUAUGUUUAAUUUGUUUUAUCAAAUUAUGUUAUAUAACAUGAUUGAAUAAUGACUGGUCAUUAGAAUUGAAUAAUGAUCUGUCAUUAUCCAAAUUACGCGUUAGACAAAAUAAAUGUCUGAUCACGUGUACACUAGCAGAUCAAAGUUAGUAUUUGGGAAAUUGUGCUCAUUAAGCCAUGAACCAAUGCCCGCGCGAAUGCAUAUUAUAGAUGUAUUAACUGCUAUGAGAGGCAUCGCUGUUUCUAUAGGUUCAAGGGGACGUUACAUCCUGAUAUAACCCCUCGGGCGACGUGACGAGGGUUCAAGAUAAACUUGAGUUCUGGUUUUAAAAAUAAAACUUUAAAAAAACCAUGAUGUA
Messenger RNA from Strongylocentrotus purpuratus (purple sea urchin), 2025 nucleotides. Its product is annotated as ST8 alpha-N-acetyl-neuraminide alpha-2,8-sialyltransferase 10. The transcript is spliced from 8 exons. Bases 7 to 1482 code for a protein of 491 amino acids. Gene Ontology annotation, biological process: N-glycan processing; oligosaccharide metabolic process. The record is from RefSeq and is a predicted model, not a curated record. Lineage: Eukaryota; Metazoa; Echinodermata; Echinoidea; Camarodonta; Strongylocentrotidae. Gene Ontology annotation, molecular function: alpha-N-acetylneuraminate alpha-2,8-sialyltransferase activity.